AUGGAUCCCAUUAGUAUAUUAGCCGUGGUCUCUGCAGCGGUCGAAUUCAUCGACUUCGGAUACAAGGUUACAUCGACUGCCCUGGAAAUUUACAAAUCGGCAAAUGGAGCCACGAGCCAAAAUUUCGAUUUAGAAGUAGUCACGUCUAGCCUAGACAUGAUUCUGAAGAAGCUUCGCCAGCCGGAGCUUGGGACAUCCAUAACGAUCGAGGAAGAGAAUAUCAUAGAACUCAGCAAAAGUUGCCAAGAGGUAGCGGGUCAAAUGCUUCAAGUGUUGAACGAUGUCAAAGCCAGCCAGGCAGACGGAGGGAUCAAGGCCUUUAGAAAAGCGAUAAAGGCCGUGUGGAAAAGAGAAGAAAUUGAGAGGCUGGCGCUCAGGCUGCAUACAUUUCGAAGCCAAAUCAACUUUUCCCUCACAGUGAGCUUAAGGGAGAAAGUCGUGCUCAUGGACCGUGAUCAGACAAAUAGACUGGAUGAUUUAUCCCAAGGAAUUAUGAAGUCUUUGUCCAAGAGCCAGGAUUUAUUCAGCAACAAGCUUAAUGAGCACACCAAUACGUUACUCUCAGGAAUUCGUGCAAUUCUUAGAGAAGUUCACCAAGGCAAUGAUGCGGGUCCCUCUGUUGCGGCAAGAACAACGCUAUUGAAACUUCGCUGCUUGGACGACGAGAGGCCAGAGGAUGUUCUGACGGCACUUCAACGAAUGUCUGAGCUACUAAAUAGGCGGUUUGGCCAGGCACAAAUAUCCACUAGAGACUUACUCAAGCCAAAGCGGAGUUUAUCGUGCCACACUGAAAGGACCUGGCCAAGUAACCGAAGCACGGCAUUGUUGCAGCAGGGACAGAUGAAACAACGAGUAAUUGUCGAAUGGAAGUCAGUGGAUCCAAAACACACCAUCGCAGAGGCAGCAGAGAUUAUGUGCCGUGUUGAGGACAUUGCGAGGCUGUUGCACAUAGACGGCAAGCCCGUGGAAAUGAGAACACUUGAUUGUCUCGGUUACGUCAGACAUUUUGGCCAACAGUCAAGUGAGUAUGGAAUCCUAUACAAGCUCCCAACAGAGGAUUCUAUCUGGCCAUUGGACAGACUGCUCGUUGAGUGGGAGCGUGCGCCAGGCACCUUUAAGCGCGCAAACCUCUCAUUGAUAGUUGCAAAGGCGGUGUUAAUGGUUCAUCUUUGCUCCUGGUAUCAUAAGAGCAUCCGAAGCCAUAAUAUUGUAUUCUUCGCCAGCGAUAUAAUGCGUGUCCAGUUGGACAACCCCUUCCUGAUUGGGUUUGAGUUUAGUAGAGCGAAUGUUGGCGAUAGUAAGACUGAAAUCCCUGGGUUCUCAAGAGUGUUCAAUCUCUAUCGACACCCUCAGUGCCAGGGUCUUCCAAUCGAGCAGAGCGAGAAUGAUGUGGUAGACAGACCACCUUUUUGCAGAAAGUUUGACGUAUACAGCCUUGGGACAGUUUUGCUUGAAAUUGGCCUCUGGAAGAAUCUGGUACAACUUAAAGAAGAUUACUUAAAGAGCGCUCCCUACGUCAGCGACACCCCUGCCCAAUUCCAGCAGUGGCUUAUCAACAAUAUGCUACCUGAAUUAGAGGUGUCUAUGGGGCUCACAUAUACGGAGGCGGUCCGUCAAUGCCUGCUCGGAGCUCUUUUCGAGGAUGAUGACCAAGCAGUGGAAGCGCUAUAUAUGAACGUUCUUGUGGAGAUUGGGUCUAUUAUCAGGAAUGGAAUUGUGGAAGCGGAAGCGGGAGAAAAGGAACAUUAG
Molecule: messenger RNA, 1749 nt
Organism: Aspergillus bombycis
Lineage: Eukaryota; Fungi; Ascomycota; Eurotiomycetes; Eurotiales; Aspergillaceae
Exons: 2
Coding region: 1-1749 (582 amino acids)
Source: RefSeq, a predicted model, not a curated record